Messenger RNA from Dama dama (fallow deer), 267 nucleotides. RefSeq names its product chromosome 9 C5orf46 homolog (gene C9H5orf46). The transcript has 3 exons. The record is from RefSeq and is a predicted model, not a curated record. Lineage: Eukaryota; Metazoa; Chordata; Mammalia; Artiodactyla; Cervidae. The coding region runs from base 1 to 267 and encodes 88 amino acids.
AUGGCUGUCUCGGUGCUUCGGCUGACAAUUGUCUGGGGACUGCUUGUCUUAAUCCUGACUUGCCAGGCUGAUGACAAACCAGAGGGCAAGCCAGAUGAGCAGCCACAUGACUCAGGCAAAAAUUCAGAGCCAGAGAUCCCAAAAUUCCUAAACCUUUUGGGCUCGGAGAUUAUUGAGAAUGCGGUGGAGUUCAUCCUCCGCUCCAUGACGAGGAGCACAGAAUUUUGGGAACAUGGUGAUAAACAAGGAGAACAUUCAUCAAAGUGA